UGUACCGCAGCCUCCUGCAAAGCGCAGGUGCGGCGUCGGUAUCCGCCGUCUCCCUUAUACUGUUGAACAGAACAGCCUUGGUCAGUCUGUAGGUUUGGAACAUGUCACAGAUGAAUAAUGGAGACUGAAGCCAACCUCAAACUGUACCAAUUAAAGAAAAAUCAAGACCCCAGACUAUACCAAUAAAAGGAAAAUCAAGACUCCAGACAGUACCAAUAAAAGGAAAAUCAAGACCCCAGACAGUACCAAUAAAAGAACAAUCAAGACCCCAGACUAUACCAAUAAAAGAUAAACCAAGACCCCAGGCUACACAAGCAGCAGAAAAGAGGACUAUUUCAACCCUUAGCCUUGAGACAGAAGCAGAAGAGAUGGAAUCAUCAGAAAGUGUAAAUCAGCAGAAAAAGAUGUGCAAGAGAAGGAAGGCUAUAGUGGUCAGGAUUCCAGGGGCUUUUGAUGAACCCAUGGAGGAGCGAGACUCUGGCAGGGAAUCCAGGAAAAGGAUGGGGAGAUCCAUCUCCGAGGAUGGAGCAGGAAGCACAACAACCCGACUAGCUUCCAAAGCUGAUGGAGAAAUCAAGACAGCAAAGUUGGUUUGGACAAAAGGAGACCUGCGGGGAGGUGCGGGCGGAGCCAGGGGGUGGCUUUGUGCCAGUGACAUGCUGUUUGUGCUGAAACCAUUUGGGGUGCAGAUCCUCAGGCUACAGCCACCACCAGCUCCCAGAAGCAAUGUCUCCAUCAAAUACCUGAGGAGGGUCAGAAGGAGGGAACAACAGACUAAUGAGCAGGAUCAGGAGCACAAGUACCGGGGUAGGCAGAGUCCCCCCAGGAAGGCGGCCACUGAUUGUCACCUGGACCCCAGUCAGAAUGAUCAGCUGAGGGCCUGGAUUCAUGGGAAGGACCUGCUGGCUAAAAAGGAGAGGCUUGCUAAGAGGAGAGAGAGAAGGGCUGUGAGGAGAGAGCAGAGGAGGAGGGAGCGACAAAAAGAGGAGAGGGCAAAGGUGUCGGAGCAGAAAGUCAAAGAGUGGAUGGAAAAGAAAGGCGGGGAGGCCGCCAGUGUUGAGAAACACAAAAGAAAGGAAAGUGAGCUAAGGGAGCAGAUAUCUCACACAGGGGAACAGGUGAGAGGCACUGUGGAUGCUUCUAGAGCAGGCAAAUACAAGGGUGAAGGAUUCUCCCGACAACCAGCAACAAAGCGCAUGUCUAAGUUGGCUGGUGUGGUUCCCAGUCAACCAGAAAUGCAAAAUGGGUAUCCAGCUGCAAAACCGCAUCAUUCAGUUAGGAGAGAUCCCGUUACCCCGAAUAAUGGAAUAGAGAGGAGACCAUCUGCACCACUGCUGGUUGGGAAACUUGAUCAAGCAGGUGUCCCUGCAGAGGCUACUGACUAUUCUGAGCUUCAGGUGGGUGUAAAGCCAAGGUUGAAAGCAAAAUGGAAGGAGCAAAAUGUUACCAGUGUGGUGGGACUCGGUAAUGAUGGUAUAAAACAUAAGGCAAAUAAAUCAGGCUUGCUUUCCUCCAAGGAAUCUAGACAAGUGAAGGAAAAUGCUACACUGAGACAAGACAGCAACAUCAUGGGAUUUCAGGGGUCUGAAAGCAACCUGAGACCGCAGGGCAAGUGGGUGGAUGCAACACGUGCCAUCCAGUUGCCUCAGGACACCAACUGCAAUCUUAGAGGUCAUUCCACCAGAGGGACUCGCAGUGAGAGGCUGCAGAAGAAGGUGGAAGAAGGGAUGGAGAGGAAGCUAAGGGUGAAGAAGCCAAGGGUAGAUAAGGAAGCUAAACUGGAUCCUCAACUCAAGCACCUUCUCCCGGGAUCAUCCAGCAGGAGGGGACUUGUCACACUGCAUGGGAUGAAGAAGGCAGGCAGUGACAUCACUUGUCGCAACGCUGAUGAAAACACUCAUGGACGUCAAAAGGCGGUCACAGCCGACCGGCCCUGGCUGGAUGAAACCAGGUUGAAAUCCUCAAAUAAUCAGGAUUUGAAGAUGCAGCACAAAGAAGCAACAGCAUCACCCAAGGUCACAGGAAAGCAGGGAGCCGUUAUAGCUUCUCACUCCAUUCAGAUAAGAUCGGGCGGAUCCACUGACCAUUGCAUCCCGGGGGCUAGUGUGCAAAAGAGACUGGGGGGCAGUGCCCAAGGGAUACAGGAGGGCAUGAGACUGCAUGAGAGGCCAGAGCCUCAGGGUAGAGAAGCCCAAGAGCUUUCAGACUAA
Messenger RNA from Paramormyrops kingsleyae, 2210 nucleotides. RefSeq lists its product as uncharacterized. Lineage: Eukaryota; Metazoa; Chordata; Actinopteri; Osteoglossiformes; Mormyridae. The record is from RefSeq and is a predicted model, not a curated record.